Impatiens glandulifera is the source of this 2847-nucleotide messenger RNA. Its product is annotated as trihelix transcription factor GTL1-like. Lineage: Eukaryota; Viridiplantae; Streptophyta; Magnoliopsida; Ericales; Balsaminaceae. The record is from RefSeq and is a predicted model, not a curated record. The transcript has 4 exons. The coding region runs from base 456 to 2612 and encodes 718 amino acids.
AGGCCCUGACAGCACAUCCUUUCUCUCUCCUCUCUCCUCUCUCCUCUCUCUUAAUCAUAGAGUUUCAUUUUCUCUCUCACACAGUUUCACACAGUGAAAGAACUUGCAGAAGCUUAAAACCGAAAUUUAUUACAGACUUACAGUACAGUUGAUUUGAUGAUGAUGAUGACGAUGAUGAAGGUUUUCAUUUCUCUUAUUCCUUUACGGCUUUCAUCUUCUUAAGCUUGAAAAUCCAUAUAUUAAUCAUACGGUUGAGACAGACAGAUAGAGAGAGAAGAUGAUGAUGAUGAUGAUAGGAGAAUAAAAAUCAAUUUGUUCGCCAGCACUAACUCAUAGGAAUACUGUUACAGCUUUCUCUUUAUCUUUCUUCUUCUUCUUCUUUCAUAUGUCGAUCUCUGUUACAAUUGAGUCAUUGUUGUUCGUUAUUUGAUAAUUCUGUAGAGAAGAAUUGGAAAAUGAAUCCUGAACAGAUGAAAUUGGGAGAUCUGUCAUUACAAGUUGAAGAAGCGUCUCCUAUAAGUAGUAGACCGCCGGCAAUGACGGUUACUUCUUCUGCUGGUACUGGAUUGUUUGAAGAUGAAUUGUUAGCUGGAGAAUUAGGCGGUGGAGCGGGAGGAGGAAGUGGCGGAGGUAAUCGAUGGCCUCGACAGGAAACUAUUGCUUUACUUAAGAUCAGAUCGGAAAUGGAUACCGCGUUUAAAGAUGCUAAUCCUAAAGGUCCUCUAUGGGAAGAAGUUUCCAGGAAGCUUGGAGAAUUCGGAUACAAAAGGAAUGCCAAAAAAUGCAAAGAGAAAUUCGAAAACGUUCAUAAAUACUAUAAACGUACAAAAGAAGGUCGAGCCGGCCGUCAGGACGGCAAAAGUUACAAAUUCUUCACCGAACUUGAAGCUCUCACCGCCGCCACAUCAUCCCCAUCCUCAAUGAUUCCGGCGCCGGCGGCGCCGGCAGGUCCAUCUGGGAUUGGAUUCUCCAAUCCAACCCCUGUAUCUUCAAGCAUUAGAUUUCAACCCCCGCCUGUGAUGUUCUCCGUCACCCAUCACCCGCCACCGUCGAAUCAACAAUUAACCGUGGCGACGGGGGCGGCGCCGUCCAAUAUUGGGAUAAGUUUUUCGUCGGAUACGGAAUCGUUUGCUUCAGAUUCUUCUGAUGAUGAUAUGGGAAUUGAAGAACAUGAAGUGGGUAAUAGAGUUGGAAGUGAAGAUCGUAAACGGAAAAGAACAUCAUCUUCUCCGACGAGAACUGAUGGGUGUAAUGAGACGAUGAUGGAGUUUUUUGAAAGAUUAAUGAAACAGGUGUUGCAGAAACAGGAAGCUAUGCAACAGAAGUUCUUAGAGGCUAUUGAGAAUAGAGAACAAGAUAGGAUGAUAAGAGAGGAAGCUUGGAAGAGACAAGAGAUAGCUAGAUACAAUCGAGAACAUGAACUUAUGGCUCAAGAACGUGCCAUUGCUGCUUCUAGAGAUUCUGCCAUUAUUGCUUUUCUACAGAAAAUUUCAGGCCAGACUGUGCAAUUACCGCCGGCGAUUCCUGUUCCUUUAGUUGUUCCAACGGCACCACCGACACCGACGACUCCUCAACCGCCGGUUGUGUCCAUGCCUCCACCAUCGUCAACACCAAUUCAAAUUCAUCAAUCAUCACAACUACAUCAACAACAUCAACAAUUAGCUUUUUUGGAACCAGCUCCCAAAUCAACUAAAUACCAACAACAACAACAACUUCGUCAUAAGAAUCAGCAAACACCGUUAUCUGUUGAUCAUCAUCAUCAUCAAGUUCUAACGGUAAUACCCGAACAACAAAUACCACCACCACCACCUCAAGAGAUCGGUACUAGCAUUGGAGGUUCAGAGCCAUCCUCCUCUCGAUGGCCAAAAGAAGAAAUUCUAGCACUAAUACAAUUAAGAAGCGGUCUAGAAUACAGAUACCUAGAAGCAGGACCAAAAGGUCCACUAUGGGAAGAUAUUUCAGCAGGUAUGCAAAGAAUAGGCUACAAAAGGAAUGCCAAAAGAUGCAAAGAGAAAUGGGAAAACAUUAACAAAUAUUACAAGAAAGUUAAGGAAAGCAACAAGAAACGACCAGAGGAUGCUAAAACUUGUCCUUAUUAUCAUCAAUUGGAUGAAUUGUAUCGGAAUAGGAUACUUGGUGGCGGUGGGAGUGGAAGUGGAAGUGGAGGCUUUCCGAAUAUUAAUCUUAGCCAGAACAAACCGGAUGAACAAGUUGGUGCCAUUUCUGAUCCUGUUCUUGCAGUUACUUUACCACAGGAGAAGAGUGGUGGCAAUUCCGAAAUUAAAACGAGUUAUGGCGGUUUGACAGCAACUCUUUUUGGAGAAGGGAGUGCUGCAUCAGGAGAUAAGAAACCAGAAGACAGUGUGAAGAUUCAACAAUACCAAAAUCAACAAGAGCAGCAGUUGAUAAUGGGUGAUUACGGUAAGAUUGAUGGCGAUGAAAGCGAUGAUCUAGAUCAAGAAGACGACGAAGAAGGAGAAGAAGAUGACGAAGAAGAUAACGAGGAUGAGAUGAAAAUGGGAUACAAGAUAGAGUUUCAGGGACAAAAUACUGCUAAUUCCUCUAAUGGAGGAGGGAAUGGGGGUCCUUCAUUCUUGACCAUGGUUCAAUAAUGUAGGCCAAAUCAUACUGUAAGUUUUUUCUUUCUUUUCUUGAGAUGGAAAUGGUUGCAAAAUUUGUUUAUUCAAUUUAUAUUGUUGCAAAAAAGAAAAAGAAAAAGAGAGGGAGAAUAAGUCACCAUUUCAAAGAGAAAUGGAAUGGAAGGGGUGGGGAAUUUAAGAUUGACAUGAUAAUAAUAAAAAAAUAAUAAUAAUUCUAUUUGCUUGAGAAGUUAUUUCUUUUCUAGCU